Messenger RNA from Ipomoea triloba (trilobed morning glory), 2301 nucleotides. RefSeq names its product G-type lectin S-receptor-like serine/threonine-protein kinase At4g27290. Bases 1 to 2301 code for a protein of 766 amino acids. Gene Ontology annotation, biological process: recognition of pollen; protein phosphorylation. The transcript is spliced from 7 exons. NCBI's taxonomy places the organism in Eukaryota, Viridiplantae, Streptophyta, Magnoliopsida, Solanales, Convolvulaceae. The record is from RefSeq and is a predicted model, not a curated record. Gene Ontology annotation, molecular function: ATP binding; protein serine/threonine kinase activity.
AUGCUAACUCUUCCAUUGCUCAUCUCUUUAACAUUCUUAGUUUCAAUUCUAAGUAUUUCCUUUGCAAUAGAUACCAUUAGCUCCACUCAAUUCCUUAAAGAUGGUCAUACUAUUGUUUCUUCGGGUGGAAUCUUUGAGAUGGGGUUUUUUAGCCCUAUCGGUUCACAAAAUCGCUACGUUGGUAUAUGGUACAAGCAAAUACCUGUAUGCACUGUAGUUUGGGUUGCCAAUAGAGAUAUUCCCCUCACUAACACAUCAUCAGUGGUCUUGAAGAUUGUCGAUCCAGGCCGGUUAGCUCUUGUUGAUGAUGCCAACACUUCCAAUAUCUGGUAUACUAAUUCUCCCAGAUCAGUUCAGAAUCCAGUAGCAAAAUUAUUGGAUUCUGGGAAUCUGGUGGUGAUAGAUGCAAGUGAUGAUAAUUUGCUGUGGCAAAGUUUUGAUCAUCCUACAGAUACUCUAUUGCCAGGCAUGAAACUUGGGAGGAAUUUAGUUACUGGUGUUGACACGACUAUAUCGUCAUGGAAGUCAGAAAACAAUCCAGGGAUGGGGGAAUAUAAGCUUUGGCUUGAUCCUGUAGGAUAUCCACAAAUCAUCAUAAGAAAGGGUAUAAAGGAAGUGUUCCGAUCAGGGCCGUGGAAUGGUGUGCGUUGGAGUGGAUCACCUAAUUCACCUGGAAUGGUUAAAAAGAGCGAGAUUUCUGAAAUUUUUGUAAUCAUUAAUAUGAAGGAGGUUUCCUACACUUAUAAUAGCUCAACUUUGAUCAGGAUGGUCCUGUCAAACUCUGGGAGUACAGAUGUCUAUAUAUGGGCAGAAGGAACAAGGGAAUGGAACAUUAUCCGUAAAGUUGCAGCAACAGAUGUUUGUGACAAUUAUGGAUCCUGUGGAACAUAUGGGAGUUGUGACAAUAAUAACUACCCUAAUUGUGGAUGCUUGGAUAGAUUUUUGGCUAGAGAUCCAGGAGCAUGGGGCAGGGGAGAUUUUUCCCGAGGGUGUGUUCGUAGGACACCUCUGAAGAAUUGUCAAAAUGGAUCCUCAUCCUCAUCAUCCUCAGAUGGAUUCUUGAAAUACUCUGGGGUUAAAUUGCCAGAUACAAGGUUUUCAACCUUCAAUACUAGUAUGAACCUUCAAGAGUGCAGGCAAGUUUGCUUCAACAAUUGCUCUUGUAUGGCUUACUCAAGUUUAGAUAUAAGUAAUGGGCAAAAUGGGUGCUUGCUUUGGUUUGGAGAUCUGGUCGACAUUAAAGUGGUACCUUCAAAUGGGCUAGAUCAAGAUCUUUACAUAAGGAUGGCUUCCUCCGACUUAGACUAUCAUUCAAGCUCAAAGGGCAAGAAAUCAAAAAUAAUCAAAUUGACUUCAUCAAUAUUAGCUGGAGUUUUGGUGCUGAGCUUGAGCCUAACUCUGGUCAUAAUAUUGUACAAACGAAAAAGGAAGGAGAUUCUUUUAAACUUAAAAUUGGAAGAACAUCAAACACUAUUUGAAGUAUCUACAAUAACAAGAGCUACUCAUAAUUUUUCACUCAACAACAAGAUUGGAGAGGGAGGAUAUGGACAUGUUUACAAGGGUAUUUUGGAUGAUAAGAAGGAAAUAGCUGUGAAACGACUUUCAAAGACAUCUAAACAAGGGCUUGGAGAAUUUAAAAAUGAAGUCACUUCGAUUGCCCGACUUCAACGUAGGAAUCUUGUGAAACUUCUGGGAUGGGAUCUAAAAGCUAGCAACAUUUUGUUGGACAUUGAUAUGAAUCCAAAAAUAUCAGACUUUGGAUUGGCAAGGAGCAUUGAGUUAAAUGAGACAGAAGCAAAUACUAAUCGAGUCGUUGGAACACUUGGUUAUAUGUCACCAGAGUACGCUGGACAUGGGAUCUUCUCUAUUAAAUCAGAUGUCUUCAGCUUUGGUGUCUUGGUACUAGAAAUUGCGAGUGGGAAAAGAAAUAAGGAUUUUUCUCAUAAUCAAGAUCACUAUGAGAAUCUUCUUGGCCAUGCAUGGAAGCUAUAUAGAGAUGGUAGAUUGAUUGAACUUGUAGAUGAGCAUUUGGAUGAACCACGUGAUUUUCCUCAAGUUCUAAGAUCAAUUCAUGUUGGUCUCUUAUGUGUUCAACACUAUCCUGAAGAUAGGCCAAACAUGUCUUCUAUAGUACAUAUGUUGGCUAAUGAUGUUGAGUUGCCCAUUGCUAAAGAGCCUGAUGAAUUGGCUUCAACUGUCAUUCUUCCUGUGAAAAAACCAGGCUCUUUAGCAUUGGGCAACUCAACAUUGUUAGCCAACAUAUGUACUAUAGAAAACAUGCUUGGCCUAUCUUCAGGAUAG